AUGACCAGUAUGGACGGGCAGAGUAUGGACGGGCAGAGACGACCUCCACAACACGUGGAAGCGCUGAGAGAGGAGGCCCACCGAGGUCACGGACGGCUCCUUUCAGGCAUAAUCUGUGUCAACAUCUUGAUUUUGGGCAUCUCCCUGGUUGCUGCCAGUGCUCUCAACAGUGUGGCCAUCACUGCUGAGCACCUGCAAAUCUUCCUCAUAAUCCUACUCCUCCUCUCUACGCUGUGGAUGCUGUUUUACAUGGUCUUCACCUCCAGAAAGGAUCAGGGACGUUUGUUUAAAGACAGCCACGCUGGGCCUGUGUGGCUAAAAGCUGGACUUGUGCUGUUUGGGCUACUCAGCCUCCUGAUGGAUAUCUUCAAGAUGGCCACUUAUGUUGGCUACCUCCACUGCGAUUCGGGUGUUAAAGUCGCCUUCCCUGCUGUGCAAGCAGUACAUUUGUUUGUCCAGACCUACUUCCUGUGGAUUCAUGCAAAAGACUGUGUGCAGCAACACACUAAUCUAACAAGGUGUGGUCUUAUUAUUACACUUUCAACUAAUCUAGUAGUAUGGAUGGCAGCCGUAACUGAAGAGUCGCUUCACCAAACUGGGAUUCCACAUCUGAAUACCAGUUCCUCACACGGAGACAGCUCCAGUGAACACAAGUGUAACUGCAGUCACUCUGCAUGCGACACUUUUAAAGAUGCUUUCUUUUAUCUGUACCCCUUCAACGUAGAAUACAGUUUAUUUGCCGCAGCUAUGGCCUACGUCAUGUGGAAAAAUGUGGGUCGGUUUCUGGAGGAUCACAACCACCACAAAAUGAAGUUCCGUCCGAAGGAUGUGUGUUUGGGGCCUGUGCUGGGGGUGCUCCUGGUGCUGGCAGGAAUUUUAACAUUCAUUUUUUAUGAACCGUACAUUCAAACAGAUGAUGAGGAGCAGAGAAAGGAGGCCCUGGUGAUUCACUUUAGCCUGAAUAUGGUGAUAGUGACCCUCAUGUCCAUCUCCACUGUGAUCGGCUGUGUUGCCUACAGGCUCGAUCACAGGGAUCACGUAUCAGAGAAAAAUCCCUCUCGCAGCCUGGAUGUGGGGCUUCUGGUGGGAGCCUCAAUGGGGCAGUUCAUCAUUUGUUAUUUCACUAUUGUGGCUGUGGUGGCAACGGAAGCCAAAAGCUAUUUGAAUGCUCUCAACCUGGCCUGGGCUGUGAUGCUCGUGCUGCAGCUUGGCCUGCAGAACUACUUCAUCAUCGAAGGCCUCAAUCGUGAGCCUUUCCACGUCACGAAUGAGGCAGCUCUGCACACAAGUACGCACGUCCAUGUCCAUGAACAUGCAGGAAUUGGCACCAUAAUGGAGCGUAACGAUGCCACCUAUUUCAAAAAUUCAGGUGUUGAUAAGCCAGAGUGGAAAAGAAGAGUUCUGAAGGAAGUCUGUGCCUUUCUACUGCUUGCAAACAUAAUUCUUUGGAUCAUGCCUGCAUUUGGAGCUCGUCCACAGUUUAACCAUUCAGUUGAGAUGCACUUCUACAAAUACACACUGUGGACGGCUGUUGUGAAUAUUGGACUUCCCUUUGGAAUAUUUUACCGUAUGCAUUCUGCUGCUAGUCUCUUUGAGGUUUAUUUAAUGUCUUAG
Molecule: messenger RNA, 1614 nt
Organism: Cololabis saira (Pacific saury)
Lineage: Eukaryota; Metazoa; Chordata; Actinopteri; Beloniformes; Belonidae
Gene: otop2
Product: otopetrin 2
Exons: 6
Coding region: 1-1614 (537 amino acids)
Biological process (GO): proton transmembrane transport
Cellular component (GO): membrane
Molecular function (GO): proton channel activity
Source: RefSeq, a predicted model, not a curated record